Messenger RNA from Drosophila grimshawi, 1416 nucleotides. RefSeq names its product glutenin, high molecular weight subunit DY10 (gene Gbp2). Lineage: Eukaryota; Metazoa; Arthropoda; Insecta; Diptera; Drosophilidae. The transcript has 2 exons. The coding region runs from base 52 to 1236 and encodes 394 amino acids. The record is from RefSeq and is a predicted model, not a curated record.
UCAAUUUAGCAAACGGCAACGACAGAAGCAGCAGCUCGAUUGCAAACUUGUAUGUUAAAAAUGAUUUCGAAGCCCGGGCUCUUAUCGCUGAACCUCGGUCUGUUGCUGAUAGCCCUGCUAAGUGCGCAGAUAAUCCAGGCCUAUCAGCAUCAACCGUAUUAUCCGUAUGGGGAUCCUCAGUACAGCGGCAACGGAAGGGACUACCCGCCGCCACAUAGGCCACAUGGACAAGGAGCAUAUCAUGGACAUGGAGCACAUCAUGGACACGGGCACGAUCACAAUCAGUUCAAUAAUCCCUAUCCAGAUAGCCAUGCAGGCGUUUCGGGACAAGGUCCCAACUUCGUUGGAGGUUUCUAUGGAGGUGGACAGUCACGAGGACGCCCAGGCUACGGCCAUGGUGGAGUUGCUUACGGUAAUGGUCGCCAGCAUCCAGAAGAUAACUACGGUGGUCAGCAACCCAAUGGAGGCCAGCGACCUGGAGCUGGGUACGAACGUCAGUGGCCGGAAGCUGGAUACGAACAUCAAGGAGCGAAUUCAGGUUUUGGUGGACAGCCAGGCGCUGGCUUCGGUAAUCAACACAGGACGGAUUAUGGCACACGACCGGUUCAGUCACGUCCCAAUGAAACUAACUAUGAAAACGAGCAAAGCGGUAAUCCCAUCCAGCCCCACCCUCAACCAGGUGGUCAGGACACAACGAAGUUGACCCAUCAACAGCCUGGCAACGUUGGCUCUCCUUGGCAACCACGCCCAGGAGCUAACACAAGUGAUCAAAAUGAUUUUCAAAAACAAGGCGGCAACCCUUUCCAACCACGUCCUCAACCAGGCGGUCAGGACACAACAGAGUUAAGCAACCAAGAUCCUGAGAGCGUUGAGUGUUUUUGGUAUCCACGCCCAGCAGCUGACACAAGUGAUCAAAAUGAUUUUCAACAACAAGGCGGCCACCGUUUCCAACCACGUCCUCAACCAGGCGGUCAGGACACAACAGAGUUGAGCCACCAAGAACCUGGCAACGCUGGCCUUCCUUGGCAGGCUCGCCCUGUUAAAGGAUCAAACGAUUCAAAUGAGCUUCAACAACCCAUCGGCGAACGCGCUGGCAAUACUCUGCCUAGGGACCCCAAGGCGCAUGUUGUGGACGGUGAACCGGACUCGAUUGAUCAACGCAAUCUAUUUGAAACAAUGGCACAAUGUCCCGAGGGAUCCGAAAUGUUGGGCGGGCGCUGUCGCCGCAGGGUCUAAACAGAUGUUAAUUUCAUCAAUUGACACAAUAUGAACUACUGAAUUGGCCAAACAAUGUAGCAAUCUAUAUUUAAGUUCGAACAAAAGUUGUAUCAAGUUUGUUAAUUAUAAAUUUACUUUUACACUAUCUGAUCUGAUUUUAAGGAAUUGAAAUACAGUAUAUAAUUCGUUCAACAGUAA